GUUGAGUAUAAAGUUACUAGUUGCGUGGCCGCAAUCAGUCAUACCGCCAUUUAUAGCUAAAGUAAUUACCCGCUUCAUCAGUUUAUCAACAGCAUUACUAACGAGAUCAUUAUUUGAAUAUAGAAUAUUACGUACAUUCGUUAUAAUGAAAUUGAAGGUAUUUUUUAUUUUGGCGGUAGUUUUAUGCGCAUCUACAUGUUAUGGCUCCGAUUUAAUAGUUGGUACCAGUUUCAAUGCUAGGUUGGCAUGGACACACAAGGCUAAUUUUAACGCUGUGCCCUUUAUUAAAAGGGUCAAGGAGGUUUUCUACUCUGAUCCAGGACAGCAAAUGAUCAAGGGUAUAAUAGCCAGAGAUCUGGAUCAUACGAAGGCAUCAGCUACUAUAACUGCUGGCGGGGUGGGCUCCACCUUCGCCAACAUCAGGCUAAAGAGCGAACGCGGCAGCGGACUUAAUUAUCAAAUAGAAAUUUAUGUUUGAUUCGCCUCCAAUUUGAUUUCAAUUCCUACAUGAAAUAAUACAGAUCAAUUCCUACUAAUUUUAUAUUAUUUUUCUAUUUAAACGAUUUGAAAAGUAAAAUUUAUCAAAUAUUAUUUUCCAAAUACAUAUUCAAGAAAUGAAAUUGUGACUA
Danaus plexippus (monarch butterfly) is the source of this 629-nucleotide messenger RNA. RefSeq lists its product as uncharacterized. Lineage: Eukaryota; Metazoa; Arthropoda; Insecta; Lepidoptera; Nymphalidae. The coding region runs from base 146 to 478 and encodes 110 amino acids. The transcript has 2 exons. The record is from RefSeq and is a predicted model, not a curated record.